AUGUCGAAACUUCAACUACAACUAAAAUUGGCUGCUACUAGACUGGAAAUUCUAAGGAAAAAAGAAGAGGCUCUUGCAAAACAAGCGAGGAGAACAGUAGCCUUUGGAUUAAAAACCUAUUCAUCAACUUUAGCUCGAGCUCGAGUGGAACCGUUGAUUAUGCAAGAUGUAUACAUGGAAUUGCUUGAAUUAUUGCAGGUAGAUGCAGAGAUUCUUGCCAAUCGUACUUCUAUAUUGGAAAAACGUGGAUUUGAACCUGAAGCACCUUGGAAAUCGUCUUUGUAUCACGUCCUUGCUGCAGCUCCUCAAUUACCCAUUAAAGAGUUAAAAUUUGUACAUGACUACUUAGUAAGGCUUUAUGGCAAGGAAUUUACUCAACUAACGGAUCCUGACUUAUCCAAAAAUGAUGAGCAAUUUUACAAGCUAUUAUAUCCUCCUAUUCCAUCUGAAGAGUUGGUAAAUGGCUAUAUUGAAGAACUACGACGGACGUAUUUCCCUGAAGAAUACCGAAAGGAAGAGAUUCCUUCUUCGAAAGAAGUAGAGGAAUUGCUUCCAUUAGCUCCAUCGUCUCAAGAUACGUCAGCACCAUCAUCAACCCAGGAUGAGGCAUCCAAGACGACUGAUCUCCCUCAGUCUACUUCUUCCGCAUCUAGGGUUCCUUCUAGUGGGAUUGCUAACUCUCAUACAAUUCCAAAACAUGCUCCCAGCUCUCACUCUCCGCCUGCUGCGAAAAAUACUGUUCACCCAAUACAACCCGACUCGAAUAAGCCGCCAAGUUUUGAAGAAUUAGCGGCUCGCUUAGAAAGUUUGAAACGUACUUAG
Molecule: messenger RNA, 822 nt
Organism: Schizosaccharomyces osmophilus
Lineage: Eukaryota; Fungi; Ascomycota; Schizosaccharomycetes; Schizosaccharomycetales; Schizosaccharomycetaceae
Gene: ist1
Product: MVB sorting pathway protein Ist1
Exons: 3
Coding region: 1-822 (273 amino acids)
Biological process (GO): protein transport
Source: RefSeq, a predicted model, not a curated record